UAUUAACAUAAACCCUUUGGCAAAGGCUCAAUGCUCAAACUUGAAAGGGAAUAAUAUUGACUUUGACUCAAAACUGGACCCCACAGUUUGAACUUUGGUCCAAUCAAUUGUACUUAUCAAUAAUUCACUUUCCACUUAAAACUUUUUUCAUUCCUCAAAGAUCUUUCCCACUCCCUCAACAUGGCAACUCCAUUUCACAUUCUUCUCCUUCUCUCAACUUCCCACCUCUUCUUUCAACCCUCCUCCUCCACCACAACCAACUCUAUCGGCGUCAACUACGGCACCGUCGCCGACAACCUCCCAUCCCCCUCAACCGUCGCAACUUUUCUCAAAUCCCAAACCACCAUCAACCGCAUAAAAAUCUUCGACACAAACCCCGACAUCCUCCGUGCCUUCGCAAACACAAACAUCUCCGUCACCGUAACCGUUUCCAACGCCGACAUCCCUUCACUCACCAAACUACCCUCCGCUCAAAAAUGGAUAACCACCAACAUCCUCCCUUUCCAUCCCAAAACCAUCUUUAACCGUAUCGCCAUCGGUAACGAAAUUCUCGCAACUUCCGAUAAAAACCUCAUAGCACACAUUCUUCCCGCCAUGAAAGCACUUCACCAAGCUCUAACACUUUCAAAUCUCACUCACAUUCAAAUCUCAUCUCCUCACUCACUCGGUAUUCUAUCAUCCUCCGAACCACCGAGUGCUGGAAGUUUCCGCCGUGGCUACGACCGUACAAUCUUCGCUCCUAUUCUUGAGUUUCAUCGUCAAACUAAAUCUCCUUUUAUGGUUAACCCGUAUCCGUUUUUCGGUUUCGCACCAAACCGACCCGAAACAUUAAACUAUGCUUUGUUUAAACCAAACGGUGGCGUUUUUGAUAAAGUUACAGGGAUAAACUAUACAAACAUGUUUGAUGCUCAAAUGGAUGCGGUUUAUUCGGCGAUGAAGAAACUUGGGUAUGAUGACGUGGAACUGAUUAUUGGUGAAACGGGUUGGCCUUCUUUGGGUGAUCCGGGUCAACCCGGUGUUAGUUUGGAGAAUGCGGUUUCUUAUAAUGGGAAUCUUAUUAAGCAUGUUAAUUCUGGAAAAGGGACUCCUUUGAUGCCUAAUAGAACUUUUGAUACUUAUAUUUUCUCAUUGUUUAAUGAGAAUCUUAAACCUACUGUUUCGGAGCAGAAUUAUGGGUUGUUUAAACCGGAUCUUAAACCGGUUUAUGAUGUAGGUGUUUUUACCCAACAACAUCAAAAGGCAAUGAGUCCCGCGUCUGGGCCCACGACAAUGGGUCCAGCAUCUGAACCCGCAGUUAUGGGUCCGGCAGAGUCACCAGAAUCGUCUAAUUCAAAGAAGUGGUGCGUACCAAAGAUGAAUGUUAGUGAAAAGGCGUUGCAAGCCAACAUUGACUAUGUGUGCAGCAAUGGGAUAGAUUGUGGGCCUAUAAAGAAUAAUGGGACGUGCUUUAAGCCCAAUUCACUGAGGUCCCAUGCGGCCUACGCCAUGAACGCAUAUUAUCAGAAAUCUGGCCACCAUGAUUCGGACUGUGAUUUUGGACACACUGGAGUCAUUACUUACACAGACCCUAGUUAUGAGACGUGCAAGUAUCCAUAUGCAUCUACAGAUGCAGGGAAAAAAGUUAAAAAGCCCGAUUCAGGUGGUGGUGACUCACUCAAAUCUGCCACUUCAAGCCUUAGAUUAGAUGACUUAUUAUUUCAUCUUCAAUUUCUUAUUUGUCUAUGGUUUCUCUAAUUUAUAUAAUGUUUAUGUUCCUAAUUAAUAUUAUUAUUAUUAUUAUUAUUAUUAUUAUUAUUAUUAUUAUGGUUAACAUAUGCGAUUUGGAAAUAGAUAUUUGUUUUUUGGGUUCCUCUCGCAUCAACUUAACCUUAGAUUAGUUGGCAAAUAGGAAGGGUAUUUGUAAGACUAAUGCACAUACUGAUAUGAUAUGUAUUUUAUAUUUAUUUAGUUUAUUUAUAAUUUGUACUACUAUAAUUUUUAUGAA
Molecule: messenger RNA, 1984 nt
Organism: Trifolium pratense (red clover)
Lineage: Eukaryota; Viridiplantae; Streptophyta; Magnoliopsida; Fabales; Fabaceae
Product: glucan endo-1,3-beta-glucosidase-like
Exons: 3
Coding region: 181-1734 (517 amino acids)
Biological process (GO): carbohydrate metabolic process
Cellular component (GO): plasma membrane
Molecular function (GO): hydrolase activity, hydrolyzing O-glycosyl compounds
Source: RefSeq, a predicted model, not a curated record